GAAAAUGGGCACAGAUUUUCAAAUUUUAAACUCAUAACGUGGUUGUUCUAGCUCUUUUGCAAAUUUUAUUUAUUUAUUAAAAUUUAUUUUCAUGGCUAUUAUGUAUAAUUUGUUAUCCAUUCAAGAUACACAAUAUGUUUACAAAGAGGCACACUCUUCACGAUAAUCAAACAUUAUUAAUUAAAAUUUAGGUGCUAAAAAGUAAAAAUUAAUUCUGAAGAGAGCAAAUUAGAUAUUUUUCCAAGAUUGUACGGGAAGACCUCGAUGCGGGGUUACUGAAAGUUGGCCAUAUUUGCCCGAGCUCCUCUGCAGCCACUCGGGUUCUUGGGAUUUGAUGACCUCAUAUAGCCUAUACAGCAAGUUCUGAACUGAGGUUAAAAAAUUGAUUCACCACAACUUUGGAAUUAAUAUCUAUUUUACCAUUGGGAUAUUGUGACCACGAGAAGCGAUUUAAUGUAAAUGCUGAUGUACAAAAUACAUAUGCAUCUCAGCAUGCUUUUAAAUAAUAUUAUUGUAAUUGUUGAUUAUUUUUCAGUUAAACUUUAAAUUAUCAACCAAGUCUUAAAAUGUCGACCAAGCUAAUGGAAGCUGCCAGUAGAGGAAAUGUAGGAAUGGUCUUCAUUUGCUUGCAUCUAGGCUACGACGUCAACGAGGUAUCCGAGGACACUCUAGAAACUGCUCUGACUGUGGCCAGCUUCCACGGUUUCGCCAACGUCGUCGCUCUGCUCCUCAGCGUCGGCGCCGACACGGAGGUAGGCGCGUUGACCCCUCUGAUGGAGGCAGCACAAGAGGGUCACAUUGAAGUGGUGCGCCUCCUGCUCUCAGCGGGCGCCAACGUAAACGCCACCAGAUCGUCCGGAUACACGGCCCUCACCUACGCAGCGAGUUUCGGCCACACGGACAUUGUCAAAUUGCUCCUUCAGCAUGGAGCCGAUCUGGACCACGAAUCGGAAGGAGGCAUGACUCCCCUGAUGACGGCCUGCAGGGCCGGCCACCUGGACACGGUGCAGUUCCUCAUGUCCAAGAACGCCGACGUCAAUAGGCGAGCAACUAAUGGUCACACUCCUCUGUCCCUGGCGCGCGCUCAUGAACUGAUUGUCAAAUUCCUUGCCAGCCGUGUUGAUUUCCGUCCAGUUUGGUUUUGCCGCCAGCAAGGAUACUAAUAUAUAUACAUCUAUUAGUGUAUCUGAAUUAAGAAUGAUUAAAUUUAACUAUAGU
Messenger RNA from Cloeon dipterum, 1218 nucleotides. RefSeq names its product ankyrin repeat domain-containing protein 17-like. Gene Ontology annotation, molecular function: protein binding. Gene Ontology annotation, cellular component: cytoplasm. The record is from RefSeq and is a predicted model, not a curated record. The transcript has 2 exons. NCBI's taxonomy places the organism in Eukaryota, Metazoa, Arthropoda, Insecta, Ephemeroptera, Baetidae. Bases 567 to 1163 code for a protein of 198 amino acids. Gene Ontology annotation, biological process: innate immune response.